Messenger RNA from Lytechinus pictus (painted urchin), 2433 nucleotides. RefSeq lists its product as uncharacterized. The transcript is spliced from 3 exons. Bases 517 to 1095 code for a protein of 192 amino acids. The record is from RefSeq and is a predicted model, not a curated record. NCBI's taxonomy places the organism in Eukaryota, Metazoa, Echinodermata, Echinoidea, Temnopleuroida, Toxopneustidae. Gene Ontology annotation, molecular function: zinc ion binding; nucleic acid binding.
AUACAGAUACUGCUUACUCUGCAGUGCACUGCGCAAGUCCAGUGACUAGAUAGACUUUAUACACUAUUCGGAUAGAAACACGGUAGGGAUUUGGAAAAAGAUGUGCGCAAGUGUUGUAAUGUACUGCCUGGAAAAAUCGCCAACUUGUGUAUGUUGACAUUAUUUGAUGCGGGCAAUGUAGAAUGCCUUAUUUACAAAUUGUACAAGGGGAACGAAUGAUCAUGGAAUUACAUACAUGUUUUCACGUCAACGAAUUUUGCAAAUAGGGCAAUAUCCUGGAGUUAAAACCAGUGUGGAUUUCAAGUAGUGCAUAGUGUUCAUCAUUCUGAUACAACUGUCAUAUUUUUAUCGCUCGAUCAAGAUGUUUCAAAUAUGAAUUAAUAGGCCUAAAGACAAAAGAGUUUGAGGGACAGGAAAUAUAGUUCUUUGAAGGGGAAUUCGAUUUUAGUUUGAAUUUCUUUCAUUUUGGAUGAUACCACUUAGGAGCAUAUUGGUGAACAUACUACAGCCGAAAACAUGGGGGAGGUAAUGGCAGCCGACAAGGUGUCGUGGCCGCAGCUGUUCGACAUGAACCUCAACGCAACCUCGGCGAUAUACUCCCCGCACCAGUCCCGGCAGAUCCUCUCCAACAACGGCGUCUCGUUUUGGCCGGGGGAUAACAACACCACGAACUAUGCCACGACUAAUGGUACUAUUACAGAAGCACAGUUGCGCAACGAAUUGAGUGUCCACCGAGCUGCUGCCACAACAAAUGGCUACCACCACAACAUGGGCGAGCAACAGCAAUCGAGCCUUGGGCUGACGGGCAACUGGCCCGAGAAAUAUAUAAAUGAGAAUUUACCAUUUGGCCACCCACAACAACAUCACCACUACAGGGAAGAAAGGCAUAUCCCGGUUACAGCAACAACUCAAACGAAACUCAUCACAUCACCAUAUGGCAGCAUAGGGGACUUGGCCGACCAAUUCAGCGAUCUUUCCCUCAUCCCCGUUAACGACAGAAAACCCGGCAAGAGACCGCCCCCAACGUAUCUCUGCCAUCUAUGCUUCAACAAGGGUCAUUAUAUUAAAGACUGUCCAGAGGUAAGUUUGGAUUAGUUUUUUUUUUUGGGGGGGGGGGUGGUAGCCCUGAGUUGAGGCCUUGUGUCUUAUAUAGCAACGCUGAGUGACUUAAAGGGGAAGUUCACUCUGAACCUGUUGAAUUGAAUAAAAAGAGAAAAAUCAAUGUUUUUUUAUGAUUCAUGAAGAUACAGUUCCUUUUAUAGUCAAAUCCGCAAAAUUAGAAUUUUCUUCUUUGAAAAAAAUACAAAGAAAUAGUUAGGAGUGAUAUCAUUGCCCCCUCCUUUGCCUUUGCAUAAAGGCCUAACUAAUUCUUCUGUGAAAAAAACAACACAACUUUAAAUGUUGGGUUUAGUAUGUAACUUUCUUAUUUCACAUUUGAAUUUGUUGACGUUUUCAGCAUUAUGCUUGUCUGAUUUUUCUCUCUUUAUUCAAUUCAAUCCUUUGUUGGAGUGGACAUGCCCUUCAAACUAACUUUAAACAACUGCUUUGUGACUGGAGGAAAAAACACAGAUCACGGACCAAUGUAUGAUUAGCACGCUGCCCUCGACCAGGGGUUCGGUAGAAGCAGUGAUGAAUCAGCACACUAAUCUCUAAUUUCUUGUGCUAAUUUUCUGUAAAAGUUGUUCCGGUUACCUGAGGGUCCUACUACAGCCUUGCAGACUGUUAUACAUGGAGGACUUUGGCUUUGCCAUACACAGACCCAGGACUCCGUCUUACGAAGAGUUGCUAUUGAUCCAAUCAACCACAACUAUGGAAAGCCAGCAACAUCAACAUCUAAAAUACAUGCUUGUUUUAAAUAUUUUAUAGAUAGGACGUAUGUAUUUACAUCUAUUGUUUUCUUGUAAAUUCAGUGUGUUUGUCUUUGUUUACAAAAGACAUUGUGCGAAUUUCCUGCACAAAAAUCUAUGGCAUUCAUGGAUUUCCAUAUUGUUGAGGUUGAUCGGAUCAAUCGUAACUCUUUGUAAGACAGGGUCCAGCAGAGUUGUUUUGUUUUGAAUCAGCUGGAAAGGAGACUGACCUAGUUUUCGAAGGAUAGGAACAGCAGUAGGCAAUUGACCCUUGUGCAGGAGAUGUGAGCACCUGUCUCGGUAGCUAGCUAGUGAUGGAAUAUUAUCUUUGUGUAGGCCUACAUAUAUCUUUUAUUGUCUUAUGGUAGAUUGUUGUAUGUUAAAAGUAUGAUAUAUAUACAGGUACCUAAUAUAAUAUGCCUAUAUCUAUUUGCAGGUUUGAUAUACACACAUGUAUAAUGUAUUGUAGUCUAUAUGCAGGCCUGCUAUAUGGUACACUAUUAGACUUGCAAACACUGUUUCACAUGAAUUUGCCUAGGUAAAUAAAUUGUGAAGAUUAAAGUCAAAGUGGGAUAAAUUGAACAAA